Molecule: messenger RNA, 1167 nt
Organism: Colletotrichum godetiae
Lineage: Eukaryota; Fungi; Ascomycota; Sordariomycetes; Glomerellales; Glomerellaceae
Product: U1 zinc finger-domain-containing protein
Exons: 6
Coding region: 248-835 (195 amino acids)
Biological process (GO): spliceosomal snRNP assembly; mRNA 5'-splice site recognition; mRNA splicing, via spliceosome
Cellular component (GO): U1 snRNP; nucleus
Molecular function (GO): pre-mRNA 5'-splice site binding; zinc ion binding
Source: RefSeq, a predicted model, not a curated record
CUCUGGGCCAAUUGGGCUCGGUGGGUGGGGCAGCCUCGCGCCUUGGCACUCACGUGAGCGUAAUAGCCUCGCAGCUUUUUGGGUGUGGCGGUUGCUCGUGCCUGGCGCGCUGCCUCUCAACUUCGCGAUGCGACAAAAGCAGCAUUGUAGCUUGAGGAAUCCGGUUUUUGUCCACUGAACUGCUGCUAAAUUGGAACCUCGUCAAUUCAAUACAGCAUCUUCCAAUAAACGAGAUCAUACCGCCAAGAUGCCUAAAUUCUUCUGCGAUUACUGCGAUGUGUACCUCACGCACGACUCCAUGAGUGUGCGCAAGGCGCAUAACAGCGGCCGAAACCACCUGCGCAACGUCGUCGACUACUACCAACAAAUCGGCCACGAAAAGGCCCAGUCCGUCAUCGACUCCAUCACCUCCUCUUACGCCGCAGAAGGCCAAGCCCACAACAACCCAAUGCUGCCACAAAACCAGCCCGGAUCGGCCUUCCCGCCGCCGUUCCCCUUCCCAGGAGGUGUCCCACCUCCCUUCCCCGGCAUGCCCGCCGGCGCACCACCCUUCCCUCAAGGCAUGAUCCCACCCCCAGGACAAGGCGGCCGCGGCAUGCCUCCCAUGCCCCCCUUCCCCCCCGGCCCCAACGGCUCACCAAUGCCCCCCGGAGGCCUACCGUUCCCCCCGCCCGGAGGUCUCCCAGCCGGCUUACCAUUCCCGCCCCCGGGCGCGCCAGGCGGCCUGCCCCCCAACUUCCAGUUCCCCGGCAUGCCGGGCGGCGGCGCGUUCCCACCUGGACCCCCUGGCGCGUUCCCGCCCGGUGGCGGUCCUCCGGGUCAGGACAGGCGGUAAAGUGUAGCUUGGUUACCACCUUGGUGACAGCGAAACUACCUUGGUAAAAAAGCGGCAUUCUCUCACACGGGACGGGGGCACGUGUCUUCUUGGUACAAGUGGGAUUUGGUGUUUAGGCGUCAUAUUCAGGGCAAAGGGUGUAUAAAAACUUUUCAUGACAUGGCAUGGUAUAUCACAUUCAAAAACAAGAUAGAAGAAGCCAAAGCUCCAUCCUGCGCAACUCAGAAAGGGUCGAGGUUCUUUCUGUUUUCUCGUUCCGAGGCUUGAGUAAAGAAACUUGAGUAAAAUGGUAUCUUGACGAGCAAUUUUUUCUAUAUGAUACAAUAAUAAGA